Molecule: messenger RNA, 5265 nt
Organism: Porites lobata
Lineage: Eukaryota; Metazoa; Cnidaria; Anthozoa; Scleractinia; Poritidae
Source: the annotation of a GenBank genome assembly
GCCGAUUGAUCGAAGUCACUUGAUGGCAAACUCCACCGCAACGAAGAUAGCUUGUCCAGCUCAACUCGGUUGCACAUAUUCUCCACAGGUAAGACUUUCGUGUUUUUUGUUGUUCGGGCAGUCGAACGUAUUCGAUGCGAUGAAACACUCGAAUGUAAAUUUCAUCUCCAUGUAAACCAGACAUGUUGUGUAACUCGUCUCGCUCGCAUUUUGCAGUUGAUGAUUCCGGGUGCACACACUGCUUCGUGUUGUGAUUCUGUUCGAUCGCCUAUACACGAUGGCAUAUCAACGCAUUCCUUGUGUCCUUGUCAGCUAGAUAGAGUUCUACAACAUAGAAUUUCUACAAUGCCUGUGAAUUUGCUUCCAAGACCUACAUUCAGCGACGCUGGUUUCACAAUAGGUGCUACGGACCUGUCUGCUUUCUAUUCACCCUUGGUGAGUUGUCGGUUUUUUCAGAUUCUGUCUGAUUCUCACUCAGUUUCUACCCUGGUUAUUUUUAUCGCCUUUUCCCCUAUCUACCUCUCUUUAUUGCUUGUGUAUUCUCUAGUGUAAGUACAACUUAAGAGUUUUUCCCCUUCAUUAAGUUAAUUGGAGCUAUAAUCGAUCCACUAGGUCGCUUCUCUCGCCUCAUUUUUUUUUUGGUUUAUUUGUUGGCGAUAGGCUCGACCGUGCGAUAUCAAAGAAUGGCGAGAUUCCUGGUAUUUUCAAGCGUCUGCUCGACAUCCUCUAGAAGUACACGGAUUUGACCCUCAUUCCCAUACAGCUUGUUCAAGGCUGGGCGAAAGGUAAAUAAAUUAACGGUGUGUGUAUGUGUAUGCCGUUACUUACUUCACCACUUAAGAAAGCUAUUAAAGCGCCUCGUGUGCGUGCGACUGCAUCCAGCAAACCCGUUCAAUGUAUUCAGUUACAUUUGAAUGGUUUUAUAAUUUCUUACCUUUGAAGCGACCGGCUAGGUAAACCUCUCUCAAUUUGUGGGCAGUUGUAGCGGAAGAGCUUAACUAUAGAUAGGUUUUUUCACCAAUCAUUUCAAUAUACUGAUACAGUUGAAAAUAAUCAAUUUUAUAAGCAAACAACAUAUAGGUGGUUCCUUGUUUCCCGAACAAUAGCUGAAGCAGGUUUUAUGUUCUGUAGGUUUUCGCCAAUCGAUCUGGCUGCAGCAGGCGCGAGGAGAAAAAAUGCCACACGGGAGACGACGAGUACUCUUAAGGCUUGGCUUUAUGAACACAGAAAAAACCCUUAUCCUACGAAAGGCGAAAAGAUCAUGCUUGCUAUUAUAACAAAGAUGACAUUAACUCAAGUUUCAACUUGGUUUGCAAACGCAAGGCGAAGACUUAAGAAGGAAAAUAAGAUGACCUGGUCUCCGAGAAAUCGCUGUGGCGAGAAAAAAGACGGAAUGGACGAUGAUGAAGGAGCAAGUGACUCAGACGAAGAUCAAAGCUGCGAUGAUGACAAACUUUGUGAUAGUAAAGGCGAAAAUCAAACUGUCAUCAAAGGUAUUGUACGUUAAACAUACUGUAUUCUUAAACUGAUUUGACCAAAAAUCUUGCUUGUAACCACGAGUUAAAACUUAUCAAGGAUUAGCUCUUGGCUUAAAGGCGUGUAUUGUCAGCGUCUCAAAGAGUGAAUGUCUACACCGUCUUUAAAUAGGCGUAAGCGGAAUAUGGCUUAUUUAACAUGCUUAAAACGUGUGGAAUUGGAACAUCGGAAAUGCAAUAUACAGUGCAUGUUUUUCGAGAUAAUGUGGUGUUUGCAGGCGGUAUCAAAAAUGUUAUUUGUCAAGUGUUAUCAAGUAAAUAUAUAUUUUUUAUUAUUUUCUACAACAAAGAAAACAUUUUACCAAUAUCCAUCUUAAUGAUUUUUGUCUGGAAGGGCUGGUGGAAAAUUACUAUUAAAUUGGUAUUGCCUUCUCAAAAUCGUUUAAACUGAAAAGAACUGCCUCUUAAUUUUAUUUGCUUAACAGAACAAAGUGACAAGGAAGAAAGAAAGGAAAACAUUCAAGCGAAUGGAGAAACUCAACAACAAACCAAGAACAGUUUUAAUUUAAACACAGUGGACAGUUUACCUAGCAAAACGACGACGAACCCGGUGAUUCGCUUUCAAGCUGUACGGUCUGUACAGUGUGUAACAAGCGCUGAGCCAACCGUCGAAGAUUCACCGGUUAAAAGUCUUCGAAAAUGGGUGGAUGGGUGCUUUCACAACACGCCUAUAAACGUAGUGAAUAUCAGCCCAACUCCUUGUGAAACUCCUCCUUCGACACCUCCGCAAAAGACCUCUACAGAAAGUUCCCUUAUUAUUUCAGGUAAAUGUUAAACGCAGAUCACACUGUAAUCUCUCUUCAAUCCACAGACAAAGCCCUGGAAAAGCUACGUUCGCGUAACUUUUGCCUGUGGUACAAACCUUUCACUAGGACCACAAAUGAAAGCUCCUGAACAUUUCUUUCUUCUUAAUCUGCUAAUUUUUUUUCGAUUUUUCUCACGCUUUAAGCUUCGAACUUUAAUGUUUUUUCAGUUGCCUCUCAGCGAGUUCGUUUGUUCAAGGAUUUGGUUCUGUGUUAAGCCUUCCCUGACCUCUUUUGACUCUCGUUAAUUACAUUUCUUUCUCUUUCUUCCCUAGCGAAGAUUAACUUUCGUGCAAUUGCGAAAUAAUCAUUACAGUAACUUGUCUCUUAAUUAAAAGCCUUGCAUUGAUGUUCAAGUCUACAGAUUUUACCGGGAUUAGCAAACUGAAUUUAGUUUUUUGGUUUUCUUGAUUAAUUAUUCUAUACUAUGUACCUGUCUAUAUCGAAUUGCAAAGGGGGCUUUAGGGAUCGAGACUUCGUUACAAAGAUAUCAAUCAUUAUCACAGACGCGGUGAACUUUGAUUUGGAGACUAAGAAUGGCAAAUUUCCACUUUUGUUUUAAGUUUACACUAAAAAGGUCACCGUUUUCAAACCAAGAAAGACAUAAUUUUGCGACUGGCCCCUCGUCGCAAAUCUUGCUAGUUGGGACAGAAUUUCUUGAGUGCAGUUGUACAAUCUGUUCAACCAAACAGUACUAGGAAGAUUUUCUUUGGAUAAAAACGCCAGCAUAGCGGCAAAUUAGUAUUGUAAGCCAGGUUGGCGUGAAGUAGAAUCGGUCGCUUACAACCGAAGGUUGUUUCAUUCAAUAGAAUGGAACUGAACCAACUGUUGGUCAGGCGAGGCUUGGCGAGGCGUCUAGUAUUAAAGGGGAAUUGAAACAAAAACUGUGUUUUUCGUCGAACUUAGACCAGCAUUCACGUUUUGUGUGUAUGAAAAAAUUGUGCGAUGGUCAUAUUGAAUGAUGGUAAUAGGGUAUUGGUAUUUCAAUAAAAAUCACUUUUCCUUUGUCUGAAAUAACCGCGCUAUGUCUAUAAUGAAAAGUAUUUCUAGAUUCCGGCCUAACCCGACAAGAGCGGUUGACCAAUUUUGUUGUACACAAGCGACGUCUGCCGAUUAGAAAAUCCAACUUUUUGGACUUUCCUGCUAUUCACAAAAUUGGCGUCAAUUUACACGUUAUCUUUUGGAACAACACUAAAACGAACCUGGAAUACUGGUAACAUGUUGCCUUUCAAUUAUAGAUGAGUUAGUAAUUGCAUUUUGCCAUGAAAUACUAACAGCGUUUAACACUUCCCGCAAACAGACUUUCCACCAGUAUUCGUAUAUUUUCUCUCUCAUUUUUUAAGUGUGAAUUAGCGCGGUAUUUAUUUCAAUACCUUGGUUUCUUUUGUACUCCGAGUUGAAGAGUAAUUUGUAUCGACUUCAAGUGUUUUGAAAAACACAGGUAAAAUUAAAGACCAUCAAAGAUGCACAGACAGGGAGUUUAAAGAGAACAAAAAUCGCUAAAAGCUACGGGCCGAAAAGAAGUAUAGAUUCACAUAGCUUCAACUGAUCCAAGAUGUCGGGUUGUGGUAACAUUUUCCUUUCAAAGUCUUGUUGAAAAUGCGUACCCUAGGUAACAAGGCGACGCUCCUUGGAGCUAUUGGUUUUUAAUAGGCUUCCAUGCCGGAAUUUAAGCUUUUCUUUCAUGUUUAUAAGGUUAACCCUCUGUUUUGACGUUUCCUCUUUAAUUGUAGGUUCUGUCCUUCGAAAUUCAACGCCUUCUCUCCUUAAAACAGAGAAGAAAGAAAGCACGAUACCAUCGCAAGGAUGUUCUAGGUCGCCUGUAGAAAAUAUAACAGAGAAUUGUAAACGAGAGGAAACAGCGCGAGUUUACAGUCCAGUUUCAACAAGGUGAGAUUUUAAUGACAUCCUCUUCGUGUAUGUUAACUAUUUCCUGAAAGACAUCAAGUAGGAAACAUACGGUAUGUUAAACUGUCUGCAACAAGCGGUUUUAGGCGGUGUUGCUACUGAAACACAGGUUUAUAACCACUGUGAAAAACAAAACAUUCUCCCUUGAGUUAAAGUCAUUCAGAGAUGGAGAGACUUGCACGAAGUCCUUACAGAACACAACCGAAAUUAGUGAGUUUGACCAGUUGCUUGGGGGCGAUUUUCAGUUCAGACAGUAGUAGUUCUUAUCGCGACACAAAAAGGGCCUUUUAUUUUUCCUCUGGUUUGUAUUUGUCGAGCCGAAUGUGUUUUUCAUAUAUAUUGAUAUUAUUGUUGUAUGCUUCUCUCCACAGCAGAAGUGUAGAGGGAACGAACUACCGAGAAAUCGACGCAGCCUUAGCUUUAACGACCCUAUCAGCUCGAUAGAAAGGAACAAGCGAAGGAACUUCGCUACUCGAAUUACUGUAAAGACUUAACUUGUAUAUAAACAGAGUGUACGACGUUUUUUAAACCGAAACAAGUGAGGAUUCUAAAACAAAUUCUGGUGUCAAAACACAAAAAUUUUAUGUGGAUUUUGUUUUGGUGUGCUGAGCGUGUUGUGUGUGGCGAAUUCUACAGUAUGAAAUACUGUGUUUAACUAUUCUAGUAAUAUUUUGAGCCAUUGAUUUGUUUGCGACGACAUUGGCCUGCUAAAAGCAGUCUAAUGCAAAACUAGGUCUCGAAAUUGUUCGUCUAGGUUUAACACUAAGUGUUACGAGAGGUUCGUUCUAUUUGCAGAUUUUUUUAAUACAAAGGCGUUGUAAUUUAAUUCUGUUCCAAGGGGAAAAAUUCUCUAAGUACUUACAAACCCUGGAUUACGAAGUGUAAUAUAGAUGAUUUAAUUUUAAAUUCUGUAGAUAAAAGAGAAUAUUUGUAGGCGAAAAAGAAAUGGUAAUUUUGAAAUAAAAACUCGCUUGAAAGAAACAAACCCUCAGUGGUCAUUGUGCUGUACAAUAUGUCGC